CCGGCCCGUGCGGGUCGCGCUAUGGAGCCCACGCCCACCCCAGCGCGCCGGGACGACCGAGGGGCCCAGCUCGUCAAGUCCCGCCCCCCUUCACUUGAGCCGCCUCUUAUUGGCUGCGCCGCACCCGGCCGCCCCGCCCCGCUCGCUUCCCAUUGGCCCAGACGCACCCGGGGAACUCAGGGCGCGCGAAAUCGGGCUCGGGCGCGACAAUUGAAUCUCGGGGCACCCCGCGCGCAGGCGCGGAGCCUGACAUCCUCCCCGGCCGCUCGCCUGGACCUCCCCCACCUGGCGCGCUCGACCCCCCGCCCCGCUCCGCUGGUCCCGGCUGGAGCCGGGUAUGUGCCGGGGAGCGACCCCCGAGCGUUAGGCGGAAGGGGAGGCCUUGGAUCCCGGGACAGUGUGCGGGACCCGCGUCCGCCCGCGCGGGUAGCGCGGGAAAGUUUUGCAAAGUCCCCGAGCCCAGUGUGCCCGGCCCGGGCUGGUACCCCGACCCGGCCCGCCCGCUCACCUCUCCAGUCACCGCGAACCCCUCGUCUGCCUGCGCGCCUGGCCCGGCCGGGGAUGGUGAUGGAGCCGCGUGCGUGGCCCGGACCCUGCGCGGACGUGCGUGCGACUCGAAGUGCCCACUCGGCAAACGCUGCCCGCCGCGCUGCCAGCUGCUCUGAUUUUUUUCCCGCGAAAACUCGGCAUUUGGGAGUUGCGGGGCCGCAGGAGGCCGUGCCGGGGGCGGGCGCCUGCCUCCUGAUUGGCCGGCGCAGUGGCGGGAAGCGAGAAAGAGGGUGGGGGGCGCCCCCGCCUCUGUCCACGGCGCCUCCGCCCAGCGGGCCGCGGCUCCGCCCAGCCCUGCGCGCUCUGCAGGGCGCGCCCAGCGGGCAAAGGGGCUGCGUGGCAGGGCCUGGUCACCCCCCGCACGUGGGCCCCCCUAGGAGCCUUGGGGACCCCCCAGGGUACAGACCUCUCAAGUCCAAGUCCGUUCGCAGCCCCCGCCUCAGGCACGCGUUGACCAGUAGGUCUAAGAAGGCCAGAAUCAAUGUGGAAAUACUGCGAGGGAAUGUGGGGGGCCCCUAGGAGACCACCUGCACCCUGAUGGCUGGCCUGA
Cebus imitator (Panamanian white-faced capuchin) is the source of this 1099-nucleotide messenger RNA. RefSeq names its product translation initiation factor IF-2-like. The transcript has a single exon. The record is from RefSeq and is a predicted model, not a curated record. The coding region runs from base 22 to 1068 and encodes 348 amino acids. Lineage: Eukaryota; Metazoa; Chordata; Mammalia; Primates; Cebidae.